This is a messenger RNA of Rhinichthys klamathensis goyatoka, 3881 nucleotides long. RefSeq names its product cell division cycle and apoptosis regulator 1 (gene ccar1). The record is from RefSeq and is a predicted model, not a curated record. The coding region runs from base 74 to 3796 and encodes 1240 amino acids. Gene Ontology annotation, biological process: regulation of DNA-templated transcription. Gene Ontology annotation, cellular component: nucleus. NCBI's taxonomy places the organism in Eukaryota, Metazoa, Chordata, Actinopteri, Cypriniformes, Leuciscidae. The transcript has 26 exons.
CAACCGGUGAAUACGAGAGGACGACGGGAAAUAAUCCACCAUCUGGUCCAGCAGAAAACGUGAGCAGGUCUCCAUGGCCCAGUUCGGGGGGCAGAAGAACCCUCCAUGGGCGGCCCAGUUUGCCGCAACAGCGGUAUCACAACCAGGCCACUCAGGACAGUCCCUGGACCUGAACAGUUUACAUUCUUUAGGAGUACAGCAGCCGUCCCUCCUGGGAGCAUCUCCGAUGUACACUCAGCAGUCUGCUUUAGCUGCAGCCUCCCUCAACUCACAGUCAGCUGCCAACUAUCAGCUGUCGCAGCAGACCGCAGCACUCCAGCAACAGGCCGCCGCAGCCGCUGCCGCUGCAUUACAGCAGUCGCAGAUCAAUUCAGCCCUGCAGCAGUAUCAGCAGCAGCAGCAACAACAGCAGCAACAGCAGCAGCAGCAGCAGCCACCUCAAGGCCCCCCGCCACAACCUCCACCUCAAACCCUUUACAACGUCCCACAUCAGCUUCCACAGCCCCAACAAGCCCUGCUAUCACAGCCCCCUGUUGCCUUGCCCACCAGCCUGAGCCUGUCAAACCAACAGCAGACGGCGCAGAUAACCGUGUCCUACCCGACCCCCCGCUCCAGCCACCAGCAGCAGACCCAACCCCAAAAACAGCGUGUUUUCACCGGGGUCGUCAGCAAGCUACAUGACACUUUCGGCUUUGUCGAUGAGGAUGUCUUCUUUCAGAUCAGUGCUGUUAAGGGGAAAACACCCCAAGUUGGUGAUCGUGUUCUGGUGGAAGCGGUCUACAAUCCCAACAUGCCUUUCAAAUGGAAUGCCCAGCGCAUUCAAACUUUACCUCAGCUGCACAACCAAACGCACCAGCCGCCUCAGCCCUUACCUCAGGUUUCCCCACAGCUGUCCAGCUUUUACUCUGAUGCAGGAAUGCCACGCUACUCUGACAUGCAUUCUGCGGUGGAUUCAAGACAAAAUAGCCAGCCGCCGAACAUGAUGAAACCAGGUCCCACCAUGAUGCAGUCUCUACCCCCGCCCACCACAUUCAGCGUCCCGGCCCAGGGACCUCCUCCGUCUCUUCUGCAGGCCCAGCUCUCAGCUGCCUCUCUGGCCCCACUGCUGCAGAACCCACCACAGCCACUGCUUCCCCAGCCACCACCUAAAGACUCUGUGUUCUCAGGGGGUUUGCUGCAGCCCCCGGUGCGGAUGAUGCCCCAGCCACAACAAAUGAGGCGGGUGGACCCCUCACCCCGCUUCCCCAGCCGCAAUGACCGUCCAGAACUCAUCCUGAGGAAGGACGACCGCAGUCGGGAAAGAGAUAGAGAGCGAAGAAGAUCAAGAGAACGUUCACCCACAAGGAAACGUUCGAGAGACCGGUCUCCUCGCAGAGAACGUUCUCCAAGACGGCCACGGAGAGUCGUCCCAAGAUAUACUGUGCAGUUCUCCAAAUUCUCUCUUGAUGGUUUCAACUGUGAUGUGAUGGAGCUACGGCGGAGGUAUCAGAGCCUCUACAUCCCCAGUGACUUUUUUGAUGCUGUGUUUACCUGGGUGGAUGCCUUCCCGUUAACACGACCUUUCAACUUUGGAAACUACUGUAACUUUCACAUCAUGCAUAAAGAGGUGGACUCUCUUGUGAAAAACACGGCCGUGCUGGACCCACCUGAUGCCAAUCACACCUACAGCGCAAAGGUGAUGCUGUUGGCCAACCCUAGUCUAGAUGAGCUGUAUCAUAAGUCCUGUGCUCUGGCAGAAGAUCCUCAAGAGCUGAGAGACACCUUCCAGCACCCUGCCCGGCUCAUCAAGUUCCUGGUGGGGAUGCGGGGCAAGGAUGAGGCCAUGGCCAUCGGGGGUCAUUGGUCUCCCUCUUUGGACGGGGCUGACCCGGAAAACGAUGCCUCUGUCCUUAUAAAGACAGCCAUUCGUUGUUGUAAGGCUCUGACAGGCAUUGAUCUGAGUUUAUGUACCCAGUGGUAUCGUUUUGCAGAGAUACGCUAUCACCGCCCUGAGGAGACUCACAAAGGGCGGACAGUCCCCGCACAUGUGGAGACAGUGGUUUUAUUUCUCCCGGAUGUUUGGCAUUGUCUUCCUACCCGCUCAGAGUGGGAGGGGCUGUCCCGUGGACUCAAGGAGCAGCUGGCAGAGAAACUCUUGGCUGAACGGAAGGAGGCUGAUGGAGAACAGGAGGAGGAGGAUAAGGAUGAAGAUGAUUCAAAAGAAGUCACUACGCCAACUCACUGGACGAAGCUUGAUCCGAAAUCCAUGAAGGUCAAUGACUUGCGUAAGGAGUUGGAGAGCCGUACACUGAGCUCUAAAGGGCUGAAGUCACAGCUGAUUGCUCGCCUCACUAAACAGCUGAAGGUGGAGGAGCAGGUGGAGGAGUCCAAGGAGCCGGAGAAACCUGAACCUCCUAUCGUGGAGGAGAAUGAGCCCUGCAGACUGGAGGAUGACCGAGAGGAAGAGGAGCGAAAGCGACAGGAGGAGCAGGAACGUCAGCGCAGGGAGAGACGUUAUGUUCUGCCAGAUGAGCCCACCAUUAUCGUCCACCCCAACUGGGCUGCCAAGAAUGGCAAAUUUGACUGCAGCAUCAUGUCCUUAAGUGUGCUGCUGGACUACAGACUGGAGGAUAACAAAGAGCACUCCUUUGAGGUGUCUUUGUUUGCUGAAUUGUUCAACGAGAUGCUUCAACGAGACUUCGGCUAUAGGAUUUACAAAGCAUUCGCUUCUCUUCCUAGCAAGGAUGAGAGGAAAGAUAAAAAAGAGAAAGCUAAAAAAGAGGCAGAACGGAGGGAUGUAAAGAAGGAGAAGGAUGAAGAAAAUGGAGAGCCAGUCACAAAGAGAAUGAGAGAGGAGGAUGAGAAGAGGAAGGAUGAGGAGAAAGAGAGAGGUAUUAAGAGAGAAGAAUCCAAAGAUGAUGAUGAUAAUGAAGAUGGCAGCAGCAACAACAACGCUGAUGAAUAUGACCCCUUGGAGGCAGAAGAAGCAGAUGACUAUGAUGACGAUGAUAAAGAUGACGAAGACUCCAAUGGCAGGGACAGAAGAGACGAUCGUCGGGAUGACCGAAAAUCCAAAGAGAGAUCAUCUAAAGAUAAAGAUGAGAAGAAAAAGCAGAUGGUGACGUUUAACAAGGAUCUGCUGAUGGCCUUUGUGUACUUCGACCAGAGUCACUGCGGCUACCUGCAGGAGAAGGACCUGGAGGAGAUCAUGUACACACUGGGCUUGCAUCUCUCCAGAGCUCAGGUGAAGAAAUUGUUAAACAAACCAUUGGUUAAAGAGUCCUGCCAUUAUCGCAAGCUGACGGACAGGCCUAAGGAUGAGCCUAGCCCCACGUUGACCUCUGAUGCUCAAAUAGACAACCUUUUAGGUAACCAAAUCUUGCUGCCCGGUCAGAAGGUCAAGCGAGAAUCGGAGGAGAGUGGUGGGUCAGGAAGCCUGAUCGACUACAAGGGAGCCAUGGUGGACGUGGGAAGCAUGAUGCAAAAGCUGGAGAAGAGUGAGAAAACCCGAGAGGAAAUUGAGCAGAAGCUCAUGCAGCAGGACACUAAAAUGGAGGAGGAUUCAAAGCACACGUCAGAGCUAGAAGCGGCUAACCGCAGCCUUCAGAGGGAGCUGGACGAAGUGAAGAACAACCUCCGAGAGACCGAGAACAACCUGAGAUCAUCAGACCAGCAGAAAGGCAGCUUUAAACAGCAGCUCCACAGCACAGUGUCCAGCCUCGACACCAUCAUGAAGGAGAUACAGGGGGUUUUAUCAAAUGGCGACCCUUCAGAAGACUGCGAGCAAAAAACUCAAGCUAAUGGCUCAGAUGAGUGAACUUUCCUCUCCAGCUCAUCCACAUAUGAUCUCCCUUCGAAUAUGUAAAUAAGCUUAAAACUAACACAAUACUGAAGUUAAUUUA